UGGCCUGCGCUCCUUCUAGCCCUGUUAUGCUUCGUUUGCCAGGCAAUAGCCCUUUCGCCCGACCCUCCCCAACCUGUCGAGACGCUGGAACUCGACACAAGAACCCCGCACUUUGAAGAGGGAUCGUGGGUGAUGCUGUCUCGCGAAGAUCAGGAGAUGAGAAAGCUCGGGAAGCGGAGCACAUCUUCAACUUCUGCCCCUCCCAUCACCACAACGUUCGAAAUUGCCGUCUCGACAGUCACCGAGAAGACCACCACAUCAACCGCAUCUGCGAGCCCACUGCCAAGCCCUCUCGAUAGCAGCCUGUCCUCUAACUUUUCAGGAACGAAUGGGAACAAGCCCUGCCCCAAAUUCAUCAACUCGUUUCUCACGGACCCAACCUUCAAGCAGUGCUAUCCCUUCUCGCUACUUCUCCAGGGUUCCCGAUCCUUCUUCGAGGCUGAGAAAUCGCUUGUCAGUAUCACUCAGGUGCUGGAUGCGUCGUGCUCGGCCAAUGUUACAUUUUGCGCCUCGUACAUGAAGGAACUCUCCAGUAACCUCACCGAUUCGUCCAACUGCGGUGCCGACUACGACCUCGGAAACUCUGUCGUCGUGCAGGCAUACCUCGCCAUGAUUUCUUAUCAGACCGUCUACAGUGCGACAUGUCUGAAAGACACCGGGACGGCCAUGUACUGCUACGCAAACGCCGUCACAAACCUCACGACUCCAUCUAAUGUGUACUUUUACUACCUGCCCCUCAACAUUUCUCUGCCGGGGAGCUCCAUCCCGUCUUGCAGCUGGUGCCUGGAGCGAACUAUGGGCAUAUACCAGUCCGCCUCUGCGAAUCGGAAGUUGCCGAUAUCGAAUACCUACGUCUCUGCCGCAAAGCAGGUCAACACAAUCUGCGGCCCCGAGUUCGUGAAUGAUACUCUACCGAACGCCAUUGUGGUCAGCGCCGGGAAUGUCGUUCUAGUACCAGGGUCGCAAUGGUUGCUGAUGGUGCUACCAUUGCUGUUGGCCUUGGAGUGGCUACUAUAA
Messenger RNA from Phialemonium atrogriseum, 1017 nucleotides. RefSeq lists its product as uncharacterized. The annotation marks the transcript as partial. The transcript is spliced from 2 exons. NCBI's taxonomy places the organism in Eukaryota, Fungi, Ascomycota, Sordariomycetes, Cephalothecales, Cephalothecaceae. The record is from RefSeq and is a predicted model, not a curated record.